Molecule: messenger RNA, 3278 nt
Organism: Podarcis lilfordi (Lilford's wall lizard)
Lineage: Eukaryota; Metazoa; Chordata; Lepidosauria; Squamata; Lacertidae
Source: the annotation of a GenBank genome assembly
AUGGUAAUGUAUAGUUUCACAGAUCCCAGUGCUAACGAGGCACCAUUCGUUGCUUCAGGGGCAGCAGGAAAAGCUGUUUCUUUUCCAGACCCCUUUGGCUUUCUCUUUACGCAUUCUGGGUGGUGCUUCAUUAUUCUCCCACAGCGACAGUAGCCUGCAUUCAAUUGUUCUAUUUCAUUAAAAUAACGUAUAUAACGCCGGUGCUUUUUUUUCUUUAAAAAAAUGUUUAGGGGUACUUUCAUUUUGACUCGAGAAAAAUCACCAUUGUAUAGUUCAAAUCGGGGAAACUAAAAAUAGGAAAUGGAAAAAGUACAAAGAUUCACAAAAUGUUUAGGAGUGCAGUGGACGCUCGGGUUGGGAACGUGAUCCGUGCGGGAUGCACGUUCACAACCCGCAGCGUUCGCAACCCGCAGAGGCGCGCCUGCGCACAUGCGGGUUGCGAUUCGGGGCUUCUGCGCAUGUGCAAAGCACGAUUUAGCGCUUCUGCGCAUGCGCAACCGCUGAAACUCGGAAGUAACCAGUUCUGGUACUUCCGGGUUUUGGUGGGUGCAUAACCCGAAAAAACGCAACCUGAAGCGGCUGUAACCCGAGGUAUGACUGUAUACAUACUCCCGCCCCCCCAAAGCAGCACUGUACUGUAUAACACCUUUAAUUUUGCAAAGAAAGAAAGAAACGUUUUGGCUGCAUUCUAGCCCACUGUUGUCAGGAUGGACUUCUUGUUUCCCAGGGAUCCAACAUUACAUUUAACGGGGGAUUUAUGGCCCUCAAGCUGUUAUGGGACUCCCAGCUCCAAUGAGCCCGUGGCCAAUGGUAAAAGGUGAUGGGAAUCAGAGUCCAGCAACCCCUGAAGGCCUUACUUGAUGCUAUGGGUUGCUGUUCUCCUUCCAUCCCUUUCCCCUAUGGGGCUGCCUUUGAAGACUUACUUCAGCAGCUUCCAGUUAGGAGUAAUAAUAUAAUAAUAAUAAUAAUUUAUUAUUUAUAACCCGCCCAUCUGGCUGAGUCUCCCCAGCCACUCUGGGCGGCUCCCAAUCACAUGUUAAAAACAAUACAGCAUUAUAUAUUAAAAACUUCCCUAAACAGGGCUGCCUUUAGAUGUCUUUUAAAAAUAGGAUAACUGCUUAUUUCCUUGACAUCUGAAGGGAGGGUGUUCCACAGGGUGGGUGCCACUACCGAGAAGGCCCUCUGUCUGGUUCCCUGUAGCCCUCGCAAUGAGGGAACCGCCAGAAGGCCCUCGGUGCUGGAUCUCAGUGUCCGGGCUGAACGAUGGGGGUGGAGACGCUCCUUCAGGUAUACAGGAGAGCAACAGGUUCCUGGCCACUGCUGUAGAACCAUAAAUAACUUUGGAUCUGAGUUUCCUAAAGGGCUGUCACUUCCCACCUGAACUCUUCCAAAUAUUGAGGCUGCCCUCCAAACCGCCCCCCGCCCCUGCAACCAGAAGUAAGUCAGAUGGGGCACUGAAGAUGGGGGCUUCUCGUCUUUGGAAUUCCCUCCAUGGGGAGUCAUUUUGUUUUUUUCAAUUUGUUUGGUUUCAGGUAGAGAUCACGCCCCCAGCUUUAAAACUCCAAUUUAUCCAGCUUGUUGCUUUAAUUGUUCUUUGAUUUCAUUGUUCGUUUGCUUAACUAAUAAUAAUAAUAAUAAUAAUAAUAAUAAUAAUAAUAAUAAAUUUAUUAUUUAUACCCCGCCCAUCUGGCUGGGCUUCCCCAGCCACUCUGGGUGGCUUCCAACAGAACACUAAAAUACAAUAGUCUAUUAAACAUUAAAAGCUUCCCUGAACAGGGCUGCCUUCAGAUGUCUUCUAAAAGUCUGGUAGUUGUUCUUCUCUUUGACAUCUGGUGGGAGGGCGUUCCACAGGGCGGGUGCCACCACCGAGAAGGCCCUCUGCCUGGUUCCCUGUAACCUCACUUCUCACAGUGAGGGAACCACCAGAAGGCCCUCGGCGCUGGACCUCAGUGUCCGGGCAGAAUAAUGGGGGUGGAGACGCUCCUUCAGGUAUACUGGACCGAGGCCAAGCUGUUGUUGAAGCCUCAUUGCCCCAAACAGCAGGUGAACAAGUUUUGGCAGAGCAUUGAGACUCUUGAUCUCAGGCUUGUGGGUUCGAGCCUCUUGUUGAGCAGAAGAUUCCUGCAUUGCAGGGGGUUGAACUGGAAGACUCUCAGGAUCCCUUCCAACUCAGCGAUUCUAGGAUUUAAAUCAAUAGUCAUUACCAUAAAGGUGUGGUGUGGGGAACAUAUCUCGCAACAUCCUUCCCCUCCCUUCCCCGCCCCUGGGAACCUUUUAUGGUGGAUGUGAGCCUUCUGAGAAACCUCCCCUGACAGCGGGCAGCUUAGUUUCUGGAGCCCAACAGAAACCCAGUAUGAUUUUGUUUCCGUAGCCCAGAAAGACUCAAUGCUCUCUUCAGCUGGUUCCUCCAACCUGCAGACUCUUCCUGCACACACACACACCAUUGUAAGAAGAGGCAUUUGUCUCAGUAUAUUAAUGAUGUGAACAAAGGCCAUUGCAGAAGGCUGCAGGUUCCUGUUGCAAGAAAUAUUAAGAGACUUGCCGUAUUUUUCGCUCUAUAGGACACGCCUGACCAUAAGACGCACCUAGUUUGAGAGAGGGAGAACAAGAGAAAAAAAUAUUCUCUCCCUCUCUGCGCAGCGCCCCUUCAGCGAACCAGCAGGAGAAACGGAGCCCCUUCCAUUUCUCCUCCCGCUUCGCUGAGGGGGCGCUGUGCAGAGAGGGAAAGCUACGCAGCACCUCUCAAGCGAAGCGAAGCCAGGAGAGCAAGAGGGAUCGGUGCGCACCCAUCCCUCUUGCUCUCCUAGCUUCGCGUUUCUUUCGCUGAAGCCCAUGGAGCCUGCAUUCGCUCCAUAAGACGCACACACAUUUCCCCUUACUUUUUAGGAGGGGGAAAGCGCAUCUUAUAGAGCGAAAAAUACGGUAUUUCCCCUUGUUCUGAAUGCACAAUUUAUUAUGUGUUUUGCUGGCUGUAGUGAUCUAAUUCUAGAACUUAAAGACUCUUCAGUUUGAGAUGGUUCUUGUUUCCCAGCCUCCCGCUGACUCUCCUUCUCCGCUUUUCCUGGCAGGGUGGUGGAGGCAAAGGCAAAGGAAAGGGGAAAGGAAAGGGGAAAGGGAAAGGGAAGAAAGGGAAGAAGGGCGCCGUCGAUGUGGACAUCAUGAGCCCGGCGGCCAUGCUGAACCUCUACUACAUCGCCCACAACGCCGCUGCCUGCUUGGAGUUCCGCGGCUUCCCGUGGCCAGGCUCUCCGAAAAAGAAAGGGAAGAAGAGGAAAUAG